AUGUCGCUGGACAGGGUUCCGGGCAGGGAGGACCUCUACAUCGGCGGCAUCUUCACGCUGCGCAGGGCAGACACCCUCCAGGCUCACCGCAUCACGCACAUCCUCUCCGUCGUCGGGUACUCGCUCGAGAAGUGGUCCGACCUGCGCGGCAAGUUCGUCCAUCUCAGCAUCGACAUAGACGACGUCGAGGACGCUGACCUGCUGGUCCACCUGCCCAAGUGUGUCAGGUUCAUCGAAUCGGGCUUGUAUCCCGACUCCGGCACCCGGGUUGGCGAUGCCGAGGUGACAGACGCGGACCCUUUACCCUCUCUGGGCAAGGGCGAUGCAGCCGCCAAGCUCGAGCAGCUGUCGCUCGCCGCCACCAGCGGCCGCGAGAGCAACAGCCCAGGCGCCGUCUUUGUGCACUGCGCCAUGGGCAAGUCGCGCUCCGUCACAGCCGUAAUAGCCUACCUGCUGUGGAAGCACCCCCACCGCUUUGGCUCCCCCGACCGGCGCAACCCGGACAGGCGCGCCGCCGCCAGGCAGGCCGUCGCGCGCGCGCUCGAGCUCGUCAAGGAGGCGAGGGAGCUCGCCGAGCCCAACGACGGCUUCAUGCGCCAGCUCGAGAUGUGGUGGCUCAUGGGGUGCCCCGCCGGCGGCGACGACGCCGUCGAGAGGCACCCGGUCUACCGGAAGUGGCUGUACCAGCGCGAGGUGGAGGAGAGCGCCAGGAUCGGGCGGGCGCCGGACUGGCUGCGCUUUGAGGACGAGGAGGAGGGUGGUGGUGGUGCUGCUGAUGGUGGCCAAGAGGAGGAUGUGGAGGAGGGGGAGGAGAGCGCAGUCAAGAGCGGCAGGCCGAAUACGGAACUCCGCUGCAAGAAGUGCAGGAGGGUGUUGGCGACGCAGCCCUUCAUCGUCACGCACGAACCCCUCGACGCCACCAGCAAGCAAAAGGGCCCCUGCCAGCACGUCUUUAUCGAGCCGCUGUCCUGGAUGAGGCCCACACUCGAGCGCGGCGAGCUCGAGGGCCGCCUCGUCUGCCCCAACGCCAAGUGCGGUUCGUCCAUCGGCCGCUACGCCUGGCAAGGGUUCAAGUGCACGUGCCGGGAGUGGGUGUGCCCGGCGUUUAGCCUGCAGAGGAGCAAGGUCGACGAGGUCACGGUCCCGGGGACCUCCACCUCGGGGAGCGGCGCAGCAGCGAGGAAUGGGCGCGGCGGCGGUCGCGUCGGCGGCGAUAUCAGCGUGGACGCCCGGCAGAGAGCCGCGGCAAUGGGGAUUAGGAUGCCGCCUGGCUUCAGGAAGGAGAACCUAUGA
Molecule: messenger RNA, 1293 nt
Organism: Thyridium curvatum
Lineage: Eukaryota; Fungi; Ascomycota; Sordariomycetes; Thyridiales; Thyridiaceae
Exons: 1
Coding region: 1-1293 (430 amino acids)
Biological process (GO): protein dephosphorylation
Cellular component (GO): nucleus
Molecular function (GO): protein tyrosine/serine/threonine phosphatase activity
Source: RefSeq, a predicted model, not a curated record